This is a messenger RNA of Epinephelus fuscoguttatus (brown-marbled grouper), 4832 nucleotides long. RefSeq names its product zinc finger FYVE domain-containing protein 1-like. The transcript has 11 exons. Gene Ontology annotation, molecular function: zinc ion binding. The coding region runs from base 956 to 3313 and encodes 785 amino acids. The record is from RefSeq and is a predicted model, not a curated record. Lineage: Eukaryota; Metazoa; Chordata; Actinopteri; Perciformes; Serranidae.
AAUAACGUAGCUAGAGAGAGCUCUGCCAGGGAGGGGGCUGAAGAACAAAACAAUGACACUGCUCGGAAAGAUUCAAAGACACUAACACUUUUUAAAAGAGUUUCUAGAAACGGAGCAGCGCGGAUUUCCCUCCCGUUUGAAAAGCAGAAGAGUCCGCUGGUAUCCGAGCUGUUUGACAUCGCCUGCUUGUUGUUUUUGUUGAGAUGUUGUUACAGCUCAGUUGACAGACUGAAGGCUAGCUGCUUGUUUGGACGGCUAUGAAGUGUUGGAGCUUGCUGGCCCGCUAAUUAAAGCUUUUUCUUUGGGAAAAAAAGUUAAAGCUGUCCGUCGAAACCAACUAGCUGUGAGCUAAGUGUUGCUGCUUGGAUGCCAAAAUAUCCACCGAGUUUGCUAGCGAGCUACUGAGGGUCAGUUUGCUAGCUAGCCUGUUGUUAGCAUCAACAUUUGCACAUUCAUCCUUUCAGGGAGAGCUCAUUGUCUUGGUCGGUACUGGCUACCUGUACAUGUUUCUGUAUUAUUUUACAGUUUUAUCCGCUAACCUUAAAUAUUAUUUAUGUAAUGCUAAAGCUAAAUGCUAACUUUGGUUCAUGAACAAGCUAACUACUAGUGUUAAAGAGAUAUCAGGUGUAACUCAAAGAGACGGCUGUUUGUGCUCCACUGCCUCACUGUUAGUUGCACUAAAUGACUUUAAUAAAAGCCUUUUAAGUGUUUUAAAUUCAUAAGGAAGCUAGCUUAUUGUGUUAUUGUUUAGAGUUGCAGAGUAGAGUUGGAUCAUCAUCAUUGGAUCUGCUACCAUGCAGCUGUUGUAACUUGAUUUAGUCUUUGUGUUUGGACAAUUUAUUUGUCAGUGUUACUGCAUGUUGUACAUUUUUCAUUAACUGCUGUUGGACAUAGCUGCUACUGUUGCUACUCCAACAAGCACUGCUCUGUAUUCAAGUUUACCUUGUAAGAAACGAUGAGUGGGAAUGGCUCAUCUUCAGAAAAGGGAGUCAACACCAGCCUAAUAUGUCAAGAGAGUUAUACCUGUGGUGGCUCUGAGGAGGCUGCAUUUGAGUGUGAUGAAUGCAAAAGCUUGCAGUGUGUCCGUUGUGAGCUCGAGCUCCACAGUCAGGAGCGUCUGAAGAACCAUGAGCGGGUUCAGAUAGGACCUGGGCACGUCCCUUACUGUGACAACUGUAAAGGAGGUAACGGAGACAAUGGCAAACGCCAUAGAUCUGUGGUCCGUUGCCAGAACUGCAAAGUUAACUUGUGCCAAGACUGCCAGAAACGCACCCACAGCGGAGGCAACAAAAAGAAACACCAGCUCACAUCUUAUCCCCCACCGCCCAAACCUGCUGAGGUCAACUCCGUCCAGAUGUCUGUCCCAACUGCUGUCGAAAUAGCCGAUGAGACCAAAUCUCAGAGAGCAAAACUUCUGGAGAACAUUUCCAGUUUUCUCUUGGUUGAUGAGAACGAGGACAUGCAGAUAAAAGAUGAGUCUUCAUUUGUGAAGAGCCUGAGCUGUAACCCUGACCAGCUGUUGAAGGUGGUGUCCAUCUUCGGCAACACUGGAGAGGGCAAAUCCCACACCCUGAACCACGCCUUCUUCAUGGGCAGAGAGGUGUUCAAAACUUCUCCCACACAGGAGUCCUGCACCGUGGGCGUGUGGGCGGCGUUUGACCCCUUCCGUAACGUAGUGGUCAUCGACACGGAGGGGCUGCUCGGGAACAGUUCCAAACAGGGCCAGAGAACCCGCCUGUUGCUCAAGGUGCUCGCCAUAUCCGACCUCAUCAUCUACCGCACCCACGCCGACCGUCUCCAUGACGACCUCUUCAAGUUCCUCGGGGAUGCCUCAGAUGCUUACUUGAAGCAUUUCACCAAGGAGCUGAAGGCCACGACGGCCCGCUGUGGCCUGGAUGUCCCUCUGUCCACCUUGGGCCCUGCGGUGGUCAUCUUCCAUGAAACAGUGCACACUAAGCUGCUGGGUUCAGAUAAGUCGUCUGAGUCAGUAGAUCGGCUGCUGUUGGAGCGCUUCAAGAAGCUUUCCCGUUACCCAGACGCCUUCAGUUCGGUGCAGUACUGGGGCACGCAGACUCUCAGCCCCCCGACUGACUUCUGUGGCCUGCAGAACAAACUGGAGCAGCUCCUGGAUAACAACGCCACCCGUUCUCCACGCACCCCUGUGGUCAUCUUCAAAGCCCUGCAGGCACUGAGCGAGCGCUUUAAUGGAGAAAUUGCAGGUGAGCUUGUAGCCCACAGCUGCUUCUUUCCCGACGAGUACUUCACCUGCUCCAGCCUGUGCCUCAGCUGUGGAUCUGGCUGCAAGAACAGCAUGAACCACUUAGGAGAAGGAGUGUGCCACGAGGCAAAGCAUCGUUGUCGUUAUUCUGCUCAGUAUGAUAAUCGCAUUUACACCUGUAAGGGUUGCUAUGAAGGGGGAAAGGAAGUGGUGGUUGUUCCAAAGACCUCGGCUUCCUCUGACUCUCCGUGGCUGGGCCUCGCCAAAUACGCCUGGUCUGGGUAUGUGAUUGAAUGUCCCAACUGUGGAGUGAUCUAUCGGAGCCGUCAGUACUGGUACGGGAACCAGGACCCUGUGGAUACAGUCGUCCGCACUGAGAUCCAGCAUGUUUGGCCAGGGUCGGAUGGUUUUUUAAAGGACAAUAGCAAUGCAGCGCAGCGUCUUCUGGACGGAGUCAACCUAGUGGCCCAGUCUGUGUCAGAGCUCAGUGUCAAGCCUGCCAAGGCUGUCACCUCUUGGCUGACAGAUCAGAUCGCCCCAGCCUACUGGAAACCCAACUCCCUCAUCUUGGUGUGCCAUAAGUGUCACGCAGUCUUCCAGGACAACGACACCAAGCAUCACUGCCGUGCCUGUGGGGAGGGCUUCUGUGACGGCUGCUCUUCCAAAGCUGCGCCCGUCCCUGAGAGAGGCUGGGGUCUUGCCCCUGUCAGAGUCUGUGACGUCUGCUUUGAGCAGAGAGCUUCUUACGCAGAGCUGCAUGAGGCAGAGCUUGAGGAGGAAGAAGGUGGAACCCUCGCCAGGAAGGUUGGAGAAGCAGUCACCAACACCAUCGGGGUCGUGGUCACUGCUAUUGACAUCCCACUUGGCCUGGUGAAAGAUGCCGCCCGUCCUGCCUACUGGGUGCCCGACCAGGACAUCCUGUGCUGCCACAACUGCCAGCGCGAGUUCACUGCCAAGCUGUCCAAGCACCACUGCCGCGCCUGCGGCCAAGGAGUGUGCGACGACUGCUCCCCGGAGCGCCGGCCGGUUCCAUCGCGGGGCUGGGACCACCCUGUGCGCGUGUGCACCAGCUGCAACCAGAAACCUGAACUUUAACAGGGAUGGCCUUCCUUCCGCAGAGCACCGGAGAGAACCACUCACUCACUCAGCUCGCAGUCUGUCACUGCUUUACCUCUGUUACUCUAAUGGUUCUGUCUCGUAUCUGUGGAAAGGAAGUUUUUAGGCUUAUAUAUAUACGUAUAUAUAUACUUAGGACAUUUAGCAGAGUUCCUGUGGCCUUUGUAGAACAGCCAGAACAUGUGAGUUACUUGACUGAGUGUGAAACCUGCAUUUCCACUCUGAUUAUUCAGAGUCAGUAUUUUGAUUCUUACUGACACGUCCCUGAUUUUACGUUACAUAAGGCUGUUGAGCUAUUUUUCUACUAUCAGAAAAUAUUGAAAAAAAUGUAUCAUUUAAAGAAUAUUAGCUAGUUGAGAACCCUGUGGGGUUGGUGUGAUUAGUUCCCAGCAAUUCUUAUUAUUGAGCAUUGUUUCUCUGAUGUCGCACGUGUAAUGGCAAGGAGAUAUUUUAUAUCCGUGCAGGUAACACUGCAGGUUCCAUUGCAUGCUGUAUUGCAACAUUUUAGUUUUUGCACUAAGCCUUUUUCAGCUGUUAUAGGCUGUUGCUUACCAUGGCCAAAAUCCAGAUAUCCAGAUGAUCAAGUAGCACGUCUCAAGCUGAGCUGAAAUCUACCACAGUAGGUCUAGAUUGUGGAUAUCUGGUGUGCCAAAAAUCAUUCAGGUCACUGUGUCUGUGCUGGCAUAAUGUUUAUAUUUUAUUUUAUGUGGUUGUAUGAAGACAUAGAGCUAUGUUAGAGGAGUGUACAUUUGAAACGUUCGAAAUUAUUUAUGUAUUGAAGAAAAAAAAAACAACGUAUUAACACUCUGGCAUGCAUGAGAAAUCCAUGGCCUUUUACUCGUUCAGAGGACGGUCUCUGAACAAACCUCACUAUCUUUUACCAAGCGGCAAUCUAGCGUAUCCAUGUUGUAACAUGUUUGUAUUUCAUGAUUUGUUUUCUUGACACCUUGAUUUUAAUUGUUUUCUAAGUAUUGUUGUCUGCCUGGUUGUAUGGAUAUUGUUUUGCAGAACUGAAGAAGAUCCAAAUUUGUCUUUAGACCAGUUUUACAUAUUACACUCACGCCUCCAGGUUUCAGUAGGCACAGACUGACAGGAUAAGGACUCCUGACAACACAUUUUAAUUCUCCGUUAGAGCUCUUCACAGCUUGUUUUUCCGUUAUUGUACAUCCGUUAUUGAUUACGUGUAUUUUCUUUCUCUGGUUUUUGUUUGGCAUUACUGUAUGGAUAUUUAUGUUCUUUGUAGCGACUGUAUGCGAACCACUCUUUCUCCCCAGUCUUCUUAUUUUUGUCUUUAAGCAUAACACAGAAAAAUUGAUGCUCGAAUGUGGAAACCAUGAGAUAUUGAACCAUGUUUAGAGACAGAGCUUUAAAUCUGGAUAUCCUACAAAGCACAAGGUGAUGCCUUUAACACAUAUGCUUGUAUUUUGUUGUUAAAAAUGAGAAAAAAAGGGUCUUUGUCGAUUGUAAUGUUUGUAGAUAAAGUGAAUUCUCCCUUUGC